Eimeria acervulina is the source of this 216-nucleotide messenger RNA. RefSeq lists its product as hypothetical. The annotation marks the transcript as partial. The transcript has 2 exons. Gene Ontology annotation, cellular component: precatalytic spliceosome. Gene Ontology annotation, biological process: mRNA cis splicing, via spliceosome. Gene Ontology annotation, molecular function: nucleic acid binding. Lineage: Eukaryota; Apicomplexa; Conoidasida; Eucoccidiorida; Eimeriidae. The record is from RefSeq and is a predicted model, not a curated record.
AUAUUGGAUCAGUGCAAGAAGUACGGUAAAGUUAAAGAAGUGAGGAUUCACAUCGUUGAAGCAACUCAAGAAGUCCGAGUCUUCGCGCUAUUCACACUGCCAGAAGAAGCAAACAGAGCUUUGCGCAUAUUACCUCAGCGUAAAUUUAACAAAAAACCUGUACAAUGCGAGCUGUACGACUUGGAAGCAUACUCUAAACUCAGACUCAACUUGUAA